CGGGCGGAUGAGUAUACCCACCUUUACCAAACGAGCGAGGCCACCCAUCUGUGGGUCAACAAGGUGGGGCCUUACCACAACCCGCAGGAGACGUACACGUUCUACUCGCUCCCUUUUUGCAGCAGCUUUCCAGUCGAGAAGCUGGAGCACCGGUACGACUGGCUCGGUGAGGUGCUGGAGGGGAACGACCUCAUCGCGAGCGGCUUCGAGCUGCGCUUUCGCGAGCCGGUGCCCGACCACACCAAGGUCUGCUCCAUGGAGCUGGACGAGGAGAGCGCGGCUCAGCUCAGCUUUGCGAUUCACAAUCACUACUGGUACCAAUGGUACCUCGACGACCUUCCCAUCUGGGGGAUGGUGGGCGAGCUCACCACCUCGGACAGCGACGAGGACGAGUCGCAGGCCGAGGCGCUCCUCUUCACGCACAAGCGCUCUCGCUCUGCCGCCCGCCGGAUUGCGGUUCACCGCCCGCCGCCGACCCACGGGCUCAUUGAGUUCAACCUGACGUCGGAGAACCCGGUCGCGCUGCACGCGGGCGCAAAGGUCGACCUGUCGUACUCUGUCGAGUGGACGGAGACGGAGACGCCCUUCUCGAAGCGCUUCGACCGCUACCUCGACUACGACUUCUUCGAGCACCAGAUCCACUGGUUCUCCAUCUUCAACUCC
Molecule: messenger RNA, 663 nt
Organism: Emiliania huxleyi CCMP1516
Lineage: Eukaryota; Haptophyta; Isochrysidales; Noelaerhabdaceae
Exons: 2
Biological process (GO): protein localization to membrane
Cellular component (GO): membrane
Source: RefSeq, a predicted model, not a curated record